This is a messenger RNA of Nicotiana tabacum (common tobacco), 1228 nucleotides long. NCBI's taxonomy places the organism in Eukaryota, Viridiplantae, Streptophyta, Magnoliopsida, Solanales, Solanaceae. The record is from RefSeq and is a predicted model, not a curated record.
UAUUUCACUUCUUGUAAUUGCCUUGUAAUGUUCACUUUUCAGGUAUGUGUAUUCUAUUUGGUUCUUCGCGCACUUGACACUGUUGAGGAUGAUACCAGCAUAGCCACAGAGGUUAAAGUACCUAUUCUGAUAGCUUUUCAUCGACACAUAUAUGAUCAUGAAUGGCAUUUUUCAUUUUUUGUUUGUUAGGUGGUACAAAUGCCUACAAGGAUCUCAUGGACCAUUUCCAUCAUGUUUCGACUGCUUUUCUGGAACUUGGGAAAAACUAUCAGGAGGUGAUUGAGGAUAUUACUAUGAGGAUGGGUGGAGGAAUGGCUAAAUUCAUAAACAAGGAGAUUGAAACAAUUGAUGAUUACGAGGAGUAUUGUCAUUAUGUAGCUGGGCUUGCAGGAUUAGGCUUGUCAAAACUUUUCCAUGCCUCUGGUAAAGAAGAUUUAGCUCCAGAUUCUCUCCCCAAUGCUGUGGGCUUAUUUCUUCAGAAAACAAAUAUCAUUAGAGAUUAUUUGGAGGACAUAAAUGAAGUACCCAAGUGUCGUAUGUUUUGGCCUCGUCAAAUUUGGAGUAAAUAUGUUAACAAACUUGAGGACUUGAAGUUCGAAGAGAACUCGGUCAAGGCAGUACAAUGUCUCAAUGACAUGAUCACUAAUGCUUUAUCACACGUGGAAGAUUGUCUAGUUUGCCUAUCCACAUUACGCGAUCCAGCUAUCCUUCGAUCCUGUGCUAUUCCACAGAUCAUGGCUGUCGGAACAUUGACAAUGUGCUACAACAACGCUGAAGUCUUCAGAGGUGCUGUAAAAAUGAGACGAGGUCUCAGUGCCAAGGUUUUUGACCAAACCAGGACAAUGGAAGAUGUAUAUGGUGCUUUUUUCCAUUUUUCUUCUAUACUGAAAUCCAAGGUUGACAAUAACGAUCCAAAUGCGACAAAUACUUUGAAGCGGAUUGAAUCAAUCAUGAAAACUUGCAGAGACUACUCUGGAACCUUGUCUAAAAGGAACAAACCUAAUUACAUACCAACUUUGAUUAUUAUCUUUUUCAUCGUAGUGGCUAUUCUUCUUGCUUACCUGUCUGCAAAAAGACCCUAGACCCUUGGUACGGAUUGGAUAUACUGUAUUUUAUUUGACCAAAUGAAGAACUUCAUAUAGGUUUUUCGUUUUUUUAUUUUAAUUCAUGCCACCCUCAUGUGGUUCAAAUGUAUGCUUUUUAUUGGUCCAACUCAACUUGAACGGAU